AUGUUCAAUUUCAUUUUAUUGCUGCCAGCUGUCUUAUUGCCAGUUGUUGGUUCGUUGCCAGUCGAAAAAACUGAUGGAUUGUAUCAAGAAAGUGCAAAAGAAGAGGUUCUGGUACAAAAUUCGUUAGAAGCAAGUGGUGCAAAGCUUCAGAAGCAUGAUUUUGGGGCAGUGGAUAGUGAGUUGGACGAUGAGCAUCUGGAACAUUACGCCUAUCCCAAGUACAAGUAUGAAUAUGGCGUGAAGGAUAGUGGCACCGGGGAUCACAAAAGCCAAUGGGAAACGCGAGAUGGUGAUGUAGUAAAAGGAUCAUACACCCUGGACGAGCCGGACGGCACCCAGCGAAUCGUCGAGUAUCAGGCAGACGACAAGGAAGGCUUUAAGGCUACCGUCAAAAUCGUGGGCCAUCCCAAGCCGGAAGUGCUGAAAGUACCGGAAUCACGUCAAGUGCUCAAGGAGUUCCCAACAAGUCUAUCAAUCGGUGCCUACAGCGAGUUUCCAAGCCUACAAAACAGUCUCAAUGGCUUCAAUGGCGACUUUUUCUUCCCGGGCCAGAGCUACAGCACGUUGAAACGAUACGACCUAGGGCCAAUCAACUGGUUGCGAUAGAUUGGUAAUGAUCGAACAGGGCAAUUGAGCUGUGAAGAUGCUGCUGACUGGUGAUCAUCAAUCAUUGAGGAUGAUGAUAACAAUGACUGAAAAACGUACUGACGAUUGGCGAUGUAAGCGGUAGUGUUAACUAUUAGCCGUUAUAGAGAGAAUCGUGUAAAUAAAAAUAAUUGUGAUUGAAUC
Messenger RNA from Uranotaenia lowii, 789 nucleotides. RefSeq lists its product as uncharacterized. The transcript has 2 exons. Gene Ontology annotation, cellular component: extracellular matrix. The coding region runs from base 1 to 606 and encodes 201 amino acids. The record is from RefSeq and is a predicted model, not a curated record. NCBI's taxonomy places the organism in Eukaryota, Metazoa, Arthropoda, Insecta, Diptera, Culicidae.